AUGAUCUUCAACACUCAGCUCAUCACCUGCCUCGCGGCUUGCCUUGCGGCCCUUCCUUCCGCCACUGCUGCCCCCCUUCCCCGCAACGACUCUGGCAAGCGUAUUGUGCUCUGGGACUGGACCAACACUCGGGACGCCGGUUCCUACCCUGGCCUCCAGGCCAGCGCCAAGUCGAUUGCCUCUGCUUCCAAGAUCUUUGCCGUUGUCAACUGGGGCACCCAGGCUCCGGCUGAGAUCCCUGCUGGCGUCCGUUUCCAACCCAUGAUCCGCAGCCCGGCCGAGCUUUCGGGUAACCUCUGGCAAGCUGCUGUCGACCAGGCCACCAACAACAAGCAGCGCAUCAUUCACUACUUCAACGAGCCGGAGCGGGCUGGCAUCUCCGUCGAUACUGCCGUCCAAUUCUGGCGCAGCAAGCUUCUCCCUCUCCGUGCCUCGACGGGCUGCCUCCUCGUCAGCCCGGCUCCUGCGAGCAACGACCAAGGCUCUGCUUGGCUCGCUGAUUUCAUGAGCAGACUCAGCCCAGAGGAGAAGCCCAACUACCUUGGCGUCCACUUCUACACCAACCCUGACACCGCUGCCGAGGCCGAGGUUGCCAAUGCCAAGAAAUAUCUCGAGGACCGCAGCUCCACCUACGGCCUCCCUCUGGUUGUCAGCGAGAUUGGCAGCACCAGCCGCGAUGCCACCUCGGUUCAGACCUUCACUCAGCAGAUGGCCGAGUACAUGGACUCGAGCCCCAGCGUUCUCGAGUAUGGCUUCUUCGGCGCUUCGCGUGUCCCGGCCGAUGACUUUGUCAGCCCUGCUGCUCAGCUCUUGAACAGCGCCGGUGACUGGACCACUCUCGGUAGCUGGCUCCUGAACAACUAG
Messenger RNA from Microdochium trichocladiopsis, 864 nucleotides. Its product is annotated as glycosyl hydrolase catalytic core-domain-containing protein. NCBI's taxonomy places the organism in Eukaryota, Fungi, Ascomycota, Sordariomycetes, Xylariales, Microdochiaceae. Gene Ontology annotation, cellular component: fungal-type cell wall. The record is from RefSeq and is a predicted model, not a curated record. The transcript has a single exon. Bases 1 to 864 code for a protein of 287 amino acids. Gene Ontology annotation, biological process: fungal-type cell wall polysaccharide metabolic process.